AGCCCACACUGCACCGUGGACCUCACAUGUACCUGCCUUCUAUCUCCGAGGUCCGGACUCAGUCUUUCCGUGUUGGUGGUGUAUGUUGGCGUCGCUGAACGAGGAAGGUGCCAAACGCCUUUCUUCUCUCGACUCAAAACCACCUCCCGCCUCCUCGAAUUCUUUUCUUCUUCACCUCUUCAGCAUUCUUCUUCUAUACAUACGCAUACCUCUCUUCCAGUCUUUACCAGUAUAUACACACCAUCAUUAUUGAUCCCACCAUACACAAUGAUUCUCUCAACUCUUGGAACGGGUCUCUUCAUCGGUGCCGGUCAGGCCUUGGCCGUCGGUGGUCCAGCAGCACUCGUUGGCUCAUAUGUCUUCCUUUCCAUUCUGAUGUAUUGCCUGACGACCGCCGUCGCUGAAGUGGCAGCCCAUCAGCCUCGUCCCUUUGGUACCCUGAUUACCCAUGGGUAUCAGUACAGCUCAGGUCAUCUCGGAUUCUCCCUGGCUUACUUACGAUGGUAUACUCUGGCAAUGAUGGUACCUUUCGAAGUUACCACCGCGAUGGUCAGUCUCGGUCAGUGGGAUCCGGCGCCCUCCGCUGCUAUACGGAUCACAGCAGUCACCCUUGCGAUCUUCCUCUUCAACAUGCUUCCAGAACGGGAAUUUAUGCGAAGCGAGAUCAUAUUCACCGGCUUGAAGCUCUUCACCACUGUCGGAUUCAUGAUUGUCUCCAUCUACAUGGCCAUUCGAGGUAUUCCUGGCACAUCAAUCCGAGGAUUUCAUUAUUGGCAUGAGCCUGGCCCGUUUAGCGAGUACCUGGUUCCCGGAAACGGGGGUCGCGCUCUGGGCUUCCUCCAGUGUCUUCUCUACACGGUGAUUGCCUUCUCCUUCGUUCCGGAGUUGAUCGUGCAGAAGGUCGAGCGUCGUGAAGUGGAGAACCCUUCAAGCAUCCUGCGGUCGACACGGCUUUCAAGCCUUCUGCUCUUCACGCUCUACACUGUCAGUGCCUUCAUGAUGACCUUCAUGAGUCCCUUCGACGAGCCUCUGUUGACGAACGAUGGCCUCGGGGCCGGAGCUUCACCCUUCGUCGUUGGUAUCGAUCAGACUGGCAUUCGCGCGCUAUCUAUACUUGCUCGGGCGAUGAUUUGCAUCUCUUCUGUUGCUUCUGGACGCUCUUUUCUCCAUCAUUCAUCUCGCACACUCUGUGCCUUGGCGGAGACUGGCCAUGCCCCCACCCUGUUCACGGCCCGCAACCGACUGAGCGUGCCGUAUGUGGCCGUUGUUGCUUCCGCCUUGUUCUCGGUAUUUGGGUAUCUGUCGGUGUCGGUGUCCAGCUCCUCUGUGCACAACUCAUUGCUGUACUUCAUCACUACGUCUGGCUCCAUCUCAUGGCUCGGUGCCUGUCUCGUCUACAUCCGAUUCCGCCGACAGACAGCCGACGAAGGCUUUCUGCAGGUGUACCAGUCCAGCAUCCAACCUUAUGGGGUGUACCUGGGUAUUGCGGGUUGCGCCGUGCUACCUAUUGCCAACAGCCUCCUCAUGGCCUUCCCCUCGCCACCCGCGGACGAAGCCCCUGCUCUGUCGGGACUGAAGAUCCGCAAUGCGGUCCCCGUAUACACCAGCAUUGCCAUGUUCUGGAUGCUUUACUUGAGCCAUCGAUUCCGGACUUCCUUGACGCAGGGGUUCACCUCUUUUCGCACACUUCCCGACGAGCAGACGCAGAACAAAGCCCGCGCCGGUUCUGCUCGAUCAUCUGGACAGCGCGUGUGGUGGGAGAUGGCACGGUCAAGAAAGGAUGCUCCUCCUCACCAGGCCGAGGCCGGAUCUACAAUGGGUCCAUGAGAGUAUCAAUGACGCUGAUCGAAGGACAUUACUGCAGUGGUGAACUUGGCAUUCCGCCUCAUACCUUGUAUUAUCUUUAUCCUACUGUGUAUGGCAUUGGGAUUCAUUCUUUCAUUUUGUAUUCUUAGAAGGGCAAUG
This is a messenger RNA of Aspergillus brunneoviolaceus CBS 621.78, 1965 nucleotides long. RefSeq names its product putative proline permease. Lineage: Eukaryota; Fungi; Ascomycota; Eurotiomycetes; Eurotiales; Aspergillaceae. Gene Ontology annotation, molecular function: amino acid transmembrane transporter activity. The transcript has a single exon. Gene Ontology annotation, cellular component: membrane. Bases 268 to 1827 code for a protein of 519 amino acids. The record is from RefSeq and is a predicted model, not a curated record. Gene Ontology annotation, biological process: amino acid transmembrane transport.